This is a messenger RNA of Pipistrellus kuhlii (Kuhl's pipistrelle), 2110 nucleotides long. RefSeq names its product apoptosis enhancing nuclease (gene AEN). Gene Ontology annotation, molecular function: nucleic acid binding; exonuclease activity. Gene Ontology annotation, cellular component: nucleus. The record is from RefSeq and is a predicted model, not a curated record. Bases 90 to 1043 code for a protein of 317 amino acids. Lineage: Eukaryota; Metazoa; Chordata; Mammalia; Chiroptera; Vespertilionidae. The transcript has 4 exons.
UGGGGCCCCGCGUGUGUCCGCCCAGGGAGCUGCCCCGUUGGAAGGUUACCUCCGAGGCCUCCCGCGCCCUGAGCGGACAGCAGGUUGGGAUGGUAUCCAGGGAAGCCCCGGAGCCUGCCCAGUGCCUGUGCCCCCUGCUGCCCGGCCCCAAUGCCAAGGAUGUGCUUCGGAGAAAGCACAAGCGGAAGAGCCGGCAGCACCAGCGGUUCCUGGCCCGCAAGGCCUUGCUGCAGGAGCAGGGGCUGCAGAGCUCCCCUCCGGAGCCAGCACCCUCCCCACCGCCCGUGCCACCGGAGGCACCGCCAGGCACCGAGGGCCCCAGGGCUGACUCUGGAGGUGCCCGGGGCCACAGAAAGGCCUCCCCCAGGGAACCCGCGGGGCCCUGGCCUAGCAGAUGCGUGGCUAUCGACUGCGAGAUGGUGGGCACCGGGCCCUGCGGGCGGGUGAGCGAGCUGGCCCGCUGCUCCGUGGUGAGUUACCAUGGCGACGUCCUGUACGACAAGUACAUCCGGCCCGAGAUGCCCAUCGUGGACUACCGCACCCGCUGGAGCGGCAUCACCCGGCAGCACAUGCGCCAGGCCAUCCCCUUCCCGGCGGCCCAGAAAGAGAUCCUCAAGCUCCUCAAGGGCAAGGUGGUGGUGGGACAUGCCCUGCACAAUGACUUCAAGGCCCUCAAGUACGUGCACCCUCGGAGCCAGACCCGGGACACCACCUACGUCCCCAGCCUCCUCAGCCAGCCCGGCCUGCACACCCGCGCCCGCGUCUCGCUUAAGGAACUGGCCCAGCAGCUGCUGCACAAGAAAAUCCAGGUGGGCCGGCACGGACACUCGUCCGUGGAAGACGCCGUGACGGCCAUGGAGCUGUACCGGCUGGUGGAGGGGCCGUGGGAGCAGGAGGCCAGCCGCCUCUGGGCGUGCCCCGAGGACAGGGAGCCCGACAGCAGCCCGGACGUGGAGCAGUACAUGCAGGACCAGUACUGGCCCGAGGACCUGGGCCCAGGCGCCAGCGGGGCGCAGGGGCAGGCACAGGACGGGAGGGCGUGAGGGAGGAGAGGAUCGGGGUGGCCUCCGGUCGGGGAGUGGGGCCAGGAGGGCACUGGGCACGUCACCUGGUCCCGUCCCCAUAGCCAGCCCUUUCCUGGGCUGUAGUCACCCUCAAGCCCCUGGCUUUGCUGAUGGCACUUUACGGACAGCAGGAGAUGUCCAGUGGACCAGCACCAGGGCCGUGGGACUGUCCCAGGCUGUCACUCCCACCCCUGGGGGAAUGGGGUGCGUGUUGGCUGGGGCUCUGGCAGUGGUGAGUGAGCCCGCCCUCCUUCAGGCACUUUGAUGAUCACAGUGGUGGCUGGGUUUCCUCCAAAUUUCCAUUUGGGGUACAGGGGUAACAAAGCUCAGGUCCAUCAGACCCCUGAGCCUCUGUCACUUCGUAGCUUUGAGACCUUGGGCACCUGUGUGGCUUCUCUCGGGAGCCUGUCACGUGGGGACAAUGGGCUGACCUACCUCAGGGUGGGUAUGAGGAGGAAUGCCGGCACGCAGCACGGUGCCCGGCACACGCAGGCCCGGGUCCACGUGAGCCGCUGUUGUCCCUGAAGGAUCCGUGUCGGCCGCUUCGGGGUAACGCCCGGACACGCCCCGGUGGCAGGACUUUGGCCCUGGCUCAGGGUUAACUCCUCGCUCGGCUGCUCCAGCAGGUGGAGCAGGUCCCGUGGGGAGGUUCCGGGUGCUCGCCGCUCUCCACGCCGGGUGACCCCAGUCCCCCUGCUGUGUGCGGAGGCGGCUGCGGGUGCUCAGGGGGUCUGAGCGGAGCGGCGGGGCCGGGAGGAGACCCACAGCCACAGUCCCGUGCCCGGGCUGCAGGCCCAGCAGACUCCAUCUCCUUCCUUCCCGUCUGCAGCGCGGGGAGCGGCUGAGCCACGGCCCGGCUGGCGCGGCUCCAGCUCCGUGUUCUGGAUUCCUCGACAGUCUAGACUCUAGACGCACAGCCGGGCAGCGGCUCCUGUUCCUUUGCCUGUGGGAGGGAGAUGAAGCCGUUAUUCGUGUUUUAGAAACGGACGGGGUUCUGAGUCAGCAUCGCUGCAGCACUGCUCUGGAAUAAACCUAUUGGGAAAGCG